ACAUAUGCGCCGAUCUCUCGGCUCUUCCCAUCUUCUCUCUCGCGCAGUUGUCCGUCUGUCCGAUCAGUUAAAUUUACAUCUCUCUCUCUCUCUCUCUCUCGUUUGCCACUUGUUCUCGAUAUAUGCGCGUAUAUACUGCACACAUAUGUGUAUAUCCUUCUCCGCUGUCUUCCGUCUCCGCUUAUUUUUUUCGAACACUUCGUAUCGGUAUGCGCUCCAAAAUCUGCAACAGUAUAGAGGAGAAAUUUUUAAAAAAUAUAAAGACACUACAAUCGCAUACGCUAUCCUUACAGCCGAGAACAUCGGCUAUCCACACACACACACACACACGUGCACACAGGCGGCAUUAUAUGCGCGAAGGAGUAUAUAGCAGGAGAGCUCGCAUAAGAGCAAAGAGAAAAGAGGGGUAGCUCUCUACUCUCUCGCGCGAGCUGACCGCAUAUACGGAGCCUUUCCUCAUUCAGUCAAGUCAGUCAGUCUCAGCGAGCCGAGUCUGCUGCACACGCGCUCCUGUGCUCCACUAAAAAAUAUCGGCGACGAUCGGUAUACAAUAUUUUCUCUUCACCUCUCGCUUCCGAAGAUCGGUAUUACAACAAGCGCAGCGCGUGUGAGUGCGAAAACGAGUGUAUAAUAGUCUCUCUCUCUCUCUCUCUCUGUCUCUCGGGUACAAUACUGGAAAUAUAAUAUGCAGCGGCGGGCUGGGCCGACCCUGGCCUCGGCGGCGCUCGUUCUGAUCGUUUUGCUCAGCGAUUACAAUUGCGAGGCCAGACACCGGCGGACCGGCAACGGACACAAGCCCGACGGAGACAUGACACUCUGGAUCGAUCGACAGCAGAUCAAGAUGUUCAGUGGUGUCGAAAUGGAAAUCUACGCGAUAGACGAGGGUCGAGUGGUGCCGUACCUGCUGGACCCGGAGUUCGAGAGCAAGCUGCCUAUAAUCCCUAACGAGGUGUCCUACGUCAACUUCACCUGGAAGUCUGGCGUGAAGAAAUACAACUACGACUUCUAUCUGCUCAAGUCGUUCGACGAGUCGAUACUGAAGACGCCCUCGAUCACGAUUAACAAGAAGGGUCGGGUGCCCAGACGGCAGAAGGAAUUCAGCGUGCUGCUGCCGUGCUCGGGCAACAAUUCGGGAGUCGCGCAAUUCAGCAUUGGUCUGAUGAUCGAGACGCGCAAGAACAAGCCGCUGAACGGGACACCCCUGCGGCUCAGCCUGAGAAAAGAAUGCGCCGUGCGCGGUGAGUGCGUCAGUCGCGCCCACGAUCACCACUUCUCCACUCACACAUACAAGCCGAAUCCAGGCCCGUGUCCGGACGGCUACAUGGGACCACCGCAUUGCAAAAAAGCCCUGUGCUAUCCCAACUGCAUGAACGGCGGCAACUGCACGGCGCCUGGAGUCUGCUCGUGUCCUCCAGGAUUUCAAGGACCCUACUGCGAAGGAGGUAUCUGUACAGAAAAAUGCUUGAACGGUGGAAAGUGUGUCCAGAAGGACACAUGCGAAUGCCCUAAGGGUUUCUUUGGACUGAGAUGUGAAUUUUCCAAGUGUGUCAUCCCAUGCUUGAACGGAGGAAAAUGUAAAGGCAAUAAUAUUUGUCGUUGCCCAACCGGCUUCAAAGGUAAUCAUUGUGAAAUUGGCAGAAGAUCGCCGCAGCGCUCGGCUUGUACAAAGCCUUGCAGAAAUGGUACAUGCCAGCCAGACAACACAUGUCAUUGCGAACCAGGAUGGUUUGGAAAAUUGUGCAAUAAAAAUAAACCAUGGGCUUGAAAGGCUCGGUCUUGCCAUGUUGCGGUAUUACUCACUGACAUAAUCUCUAUGUAAACAUGACCUGCAUCUAAAGCGGUGACAGUCAAAACGUUGUAUUCAGUAUUAUUUACAUUGAAAGUCCAAAAAUUGAAUGGUGAUUGUUAUUUUUUGACAUUUGGCGAUGAAAAAAAAAAAAAUUGAAAGACUCUGGGCUCAGCUUG
Messenger RNA from Nasonia vitripennis (jewel wasp), 1965 nucleotides. RefSeq names its product protein shifted (gene shf). NCBI's taxonomy places the organism in Eukaryota, Metazoa, Arthropoda, Insecta, Hymenoptera, Pteromalidae. Gene Ontology annotation, cellular component: cell surface; extracellular region. The coding region runs from base 686 to 1765 and encodes 359 amino acids. The transcript is spliced from 6 exons. Gene Ontology annotation, molecular function: signaling receptor binding. The record is from RefSeq and is a predicted model, not a curated record. Gene Ontology annotation, biological process: anatomical structure development.